Messenger RNA from Pipistrellus nathusii (Nathusius's pipistrelle), 1563 nucleotides. The record is from the annotation of a GenBank genome assembly. Lineage: Eukaryota; Metazoa; Chordata; Mammalia; Chiroptera; Vespertilionidae.
AUGGCUGAUAAUGACUUUGGAAAAAAAAUCGCCGAGUGUCCCAACUGUUCAUCUACUUCUCAGAAAGGCGCAUCUCCUGUCAGUCCCAGUAAAACAAGGUUUAUUCCAGCGUUAGUGGUGGAAACGUCAGAUACAUCAAGCUCUUGUGAGCCAGACUCUUCAAGUUCACUGGACAGAAAAAAACAACAAAUUAUUAAAUAUAAGGCCGUGGCAAAAAAUGUGCCCUUAAGAUCCUCAAAUAUAGAGAGAAAGACAUCUCAACAACAAUGGGGUCGGGGCAACGUUUCGGAAGUAAAAGUUCCUCACAUCAGGCUGGACGAUGGAGCUGCUAUUGAGAAUAUAUAUACAUUUGGAAGAAUAUUGGGAAAAGGGAGCUUUGGAGUGGUCAUUGAAGCUAUAAACAAGGAAACAGGAACUAAGUGGGCAAUUAAAAAAGUGAACAAAGAAAAGGCUGGGAGCUCUGCUGUGAAGUUACUUGAACAGGAGGUGAACAUCCUAAAAAGUGUGAAGCAUGAGCACAUCAUACAUCUGGAACAGGUGUUUGAGACGCCCAAGAAAAUGUACCUUGUGAUGGAGCUUUGUGAGGAUGGAGAACUCAAAGAAAUUCUGAAGAAGAAAAGGCAUUUCUCAGAGAAUGAGACCAGAUGGAUCAUUCAGAGUCUCGCAUCAGCGAUAGCCUAUCUGCACAAUAACGAUAUAGUACAUAGAGAUCUAAAACUGGAAAACAUAAUGGUUAAAAGCAGCUUUACUGAUGCUCACAAUGAAAUGAACUUAAACAUAAAGGUGACUGAUUUUGGCUUAGCAGCGAAGAAGCAUGGCGGGAGCGUGGCCAUGCUGCAGACCACGUGUGGGACUCCUACCUACAUGGCCCCUGAGGUGAUCAAUGACCACGACUACAGCCAGCAGUGUGACAUUUGGAGCAUAGGUGUCAUCAUGUACAUUUUGUUAUGCGGAGAACCACCCUUUUUUGCAAGCUCAGAAGAGAGGCUUUUUGAGUUAAUAAGAAAGGGAGAGCUGCGUUUCAGUGACCCAGUGUGGGACACCAUAAGUGAUUGUGCUAAAAGUGUUUUGAAACAACUUUUGAAAGUAGAUCCUGCUCACAGAAUCACAGCCAAGGAACUGCUAGAUAACCAGUGGAUAACAGGCAAUAGACUUUCUUCGAUGAGACCUACCAAUGUAUUAGAAAUGAUGAAAGAAUGGAAAAAUAUUCCAGACAGUGAUGAGGAAAGCACAGAAGAUCCAAAGAACAUGCUGUCCAAUCAAGGAAAGUUGGAAGGUUACCUGCUCGACAUACCCAGCAAAGAUGUCCAGGCUGUCUCUAGCGCUUCAGAAGAAGAGGAGGUAAAACAGCCCACUGCUCGUAAAAAGAAAUUUCCUGCGACCAGUAAGAAGGGAAAUGUGGACAACUUGGACAUGAGCAGUUCAAAUUCCACACCUUACAGACCCCUUAAAGCUGGAAUCAAGGGAGAAUCAGAGAAAUCCUCCGUGCCUUCAAGCCCAGGAACAACAACCAAAUACACUUCUAAGACCACGGCCCUGCCUAGAACCAAAAAGAAACCUUAA